Messenger RNA from Spodoptera litura, 2068 nucleotides. It is a transcript of the gene hig, whose product is annotated as locomotion-related protein hikaru genki. The record is from RefSeq and is a predicted model, not a curated record. Lineage: Eukaryota; Metazoa; Arthropoda; Insecta; Lepidoptera; Noctuidae.
ACUUUUAUAAUAAUUCCAUGUUUUAGGUCUACGCCGCGAAAUAAGGUAGGAACUUGAUUCUACUGACUGAGCACUGCGCAUGUCCCUCCUCCUCACAGCAAUACGUUUGAAUUUGACAUUUGUCAAUUGUCAUUGCUGCCAAUUUCAAUAGGUACUGAUAAUAGUUAUCAAAUAAAUUAGGCGCGAUACUUGUAUUUGGUACAAAAUAUAAGUGAUAGUAGUUUUCUAUGAAUUGGCGUUAAAAAGAACCGGCAUUUCAAGACCCAGCUUUAACGAACGGAGUAAUAGAUGAAUUGAAUACCGUGUACUACACUGACUACAAUGCAUUAGAUACUCGGCGAUUGCGAACGUUGAAAGACUACGUUAGUAAAAUGUUUUUGCCUGUAUUGAUAUUAUUGUUUACUCCGAGGAUUUUCUGUGAAGACGACGAAAACGUGACUUAUCCACAAGAUGAUUACAAAUGUUCUCUGCCUGAUGUAAAGAGUUUGGACGCAAAUCUAGACAUUACAAGAUUUAGAUCGGAUUUCUCGAAAAUAUCAGAGGUGAAAUUUCCUGGUCUGAUAGGUCCUUUGAAUGAGAGGCUGAUAUGCAAAAUUAAAUGUAUUGAUGGCAACUGGGUGGGACCUCUUUGCUCUAACACUCCAGAUGGGAGAUUCCAGCCCAUAUUAAGAGAAUGCCUAUAUAAAAAUGAACAUCCUCUCUUGGCUAUAUCUUUCAAGAAUUCAUCCAUAAAUAAAGACACACAUUUCCCCCAUGGGUCGGUGUUAGUAUCCCGGUGCAAGCACUUUGGCUUGUACAAGAUGAAAGGUGACAAUAUGAUACAUUGUGAAAACGGAGAAUGGGCUCCUAAGCUACCUGAAUGUGUACCAACCUCGGUUGUUACCAACUUUACAGGAGAUGCGCCGCCAACGAUUCAGUACACUAUAGUAAGCGGGUCGGCAGUGGUGGAGCAUUCGGGGGAGUUGUUCGUGUUCCCCGACAGCACCCUGCGACUCGACUGCGUGUCGCGUCGCGCCCUUGGCGACCCCGAGUGGAGCUGGACACAGGCCGUUGGGCAACACACUUCUGCAUGGUCGAGCGAAGAAGGCGAGAAGGAUUCGCAUUAUCGGCUGACGCUGAGCAAGAUGUCCGUCCGGCACAGCGACCAGUACACGUGCACCUCGCCCGGAGGACACACCAACACCGUCAGCAUUAAAGUUGUUAAUGUGGUGUGUCCAGCAGUGAUAGUGACGUCACAAUACAUUCGGCAGUUCACACAGGGAACGAAGUUGGGCAACUCGGCGCAUUUCAGUUGCCAGCCAGGGUUCCACCUAAAUGGAUCGGCUAUACUCACCUGCAUGGGCAACGGUCAAUGGUCAUCACUACCGCCGACAUGCGAAGAAACCUUCUGCCCUAUGCUGAAGACUUUGGGUCCUCAUCUGAGCGUCGUAGAGUACAACUCUUCGUUUGGCGGCCGUGCAAUGUUCCAAUGUAGUUGGGGCUACCGACUGGUCGGUGCGCCGGGCUUGGAGUGUGAAAUGGAUGGGAAAUGGUCCGGAGAAGUACCUCACUGCAUUCCAAUAUACUGUCCUGGGCCGCUGGUGCCGACAAAUGGGCGCUUACUGACGGAGCCCUCGAUAAACAACGGCAAGUACCCGGUUGGCGACUUGAUGAUAUAUUCCUGCGACGAUGGCUACGAGAUUGUCGGUGAAUCCUCUAUUGUCUGCACAGAAAACGGAUUUUGGUCCCACCCUCCACCAUUUUGUCUACCACCCUCUGAGAUACGAAAAACAGAUACUAUUUAUGUAGAAAACACUACACUCAUUCAUAUAGAAGAUUAAAUUCGUGUUUGUAUAAAUAAAGCACGAAACAAAUGUUUUUGUUAUUUCAUAAGUUAUUUAUUUUACAUGUUGCGCAACAGGACUUUUUAGGUUGUUGUAUUCGUUGUAUAAAUAUUUAUAUUUUGCCUCAGAAAUAGUUAAAUAAGAAAAAAAUAUAAAUUGUAUAAUAAUUUGUCGAUUUGUAUCGUUAAUUUCUUACAAUAUAAAAAUAAUAGUGAUUGGUUAGGCUUGACUGUUUAGUUCUCAUU